ACUGCCAACAUAACCAAGCUGAAUAGAUGAGCACACCACUAAACGAUGAUGAAAGAAAAUGAAUGAAAAAAGCAAAUGGCUGACUAAAAUCGACGUUCUUGGUCCUAAUAUAAAUCCGAUGUAAUUACAUGAAUUAUGCGCUCUUCAUGAUUAUGAUUAGCGAAAUAAGAUUAUUUAAAGAGUAAAGAACUAAGAUUACUGCAUAUUACAGGCAGAAAGCCUUUAAAACUAAAGAUACAUCAGAAACUAAUACCUUAGCUUACACAAUUCGUACUAAAUUGCAAAAAUAUUUAUUGUGCGUGUGACGGACGCACGUCCGUUUAUUACUCAGUUGAAGUGAUGUGAAGUGUCGACAUAGGGCGGGGGCGCCGCCCCAGUCGACCAUGGAGCGAGGCUACGAUAAGAGGCAUACCAAACACCACAAGGAGAAGCAUAAGAAGCGGACUCAUAAAAAGCACAAGUCUCAUUCAGAUAACAAGACAAUAUCAGUGACAACCACAAGCCGACGAGCUGCUGAAGAAUAUGCUCUGCGGGAUGCAUCUGUGCCUAGGAAGAGACGCACAGAGUAUGAUGAACGUGAAGCAGACUUUGAUGACCAUGGUAGUUUUAAGAAGAAAAAAGACAAGCGGAAAAAGGAUAAGAAAAAGAAGAAGAAGAAAUCAAAGAAUAGGUCUAGAUCAGCAAGCUUAGAGAGCGUAUCACCGGAUGAUAUUCCUGAGGAGCCUCCAAUGAGAGCAGUAACACCACAGAGAUACCAGCAGGUGCCUGUGAGCGAAUGGGAGAAGCCAUCUUCUCCAUUGAGGAAUGGGGGAUCAUGCUCCCCUGUGUCCCCGUCGAUGACGCCACUGAUGCGGCACGAGUCGCCACGACAUCGUCCCUUCGCGAGGGAGCCAUCAUUACAUCACAACCCAAUGCCUUAUUCGCCUCACAGAGACAGAUCACCACCUCUCAGGAGAAGACAGAAAUCCACAACGCCCCAUACACCAUUAGCUCCUCCGUACCACGAGACAGUGACCAUAGAUUCUGACACGGAGGAAUAUGAUCGCGGUCGACGAGACUACUGGCACGAGCAACACCGCUUGCAAUCACCUAUCAUGGUGUCAGGUAAUACGCAUUACUCUCCAGUUCACGAAGUAGUGCCGCGUCCUCGGGACUACAGCCCACGUCGCUCCCAUAGGCGCCGGAGUCCGCACCAUCGCCGGCGGACACGAUCCAGAGACCGACAUCGUGAUAGGGACUUCAAAACUUCUCAUCGGUCUCACAGCCGAAGCUCGCUCAAGCGCCGCCGUACUAGAUCGCGCAGCCGACGGCGCGGUUCCACGCAGUCUCCGCCGCGACACCGCGCCAAACAUAGGGACGCAUCGCCAAGGGACCGACACAGGGUCAAGCAUGAGUCGCCCAGUCCCCCGACGAUGCUGCAGCGGAAGAUAGACUUCAAGGAGAAAAUCAGUGACACCAGUCUGUUUGCUGAACUAGUCAAGGACAAACACAAGAGAGCUAAGAAACUGCAGGAGAUAUUAAAUCAGAAAGAAGAAGAAUCCCAGGGCGCGUUGUCGAACACUACAUCUAUCAAUAACCCUGAGAUACUUACCAUUGAUGAACUUUCAAGCAAUACUUGUGAUAGCUCCACACAGCAAUCCAACAAAGAAAACGGUGAAGCGAUACGUGAAGGUGGUGAUGUUGUGGACAUACCGAUGCCGGGUGCGGAGGAGAGUGUUUCGAACCCUCCUCCAGCAGCGCCGUCAGGCCCACCGGCGCCUCCAGCGCCACCAGUCCCGGCAGCCCCAGCAGCCCCGGCGGGCGCGGGUGGGGCGGCGGCGGGCGCGGUCGCGGCCCCCCCGCCGCUGCAGCCGCCGCCGGAGUUCCCGUCGUUCGCGCGCCAGGAGCCGCACGCUGCGCCGCACGCCGCCUCCAACGGGGACGCUCCCCCGCCGCCGCCACCACCCCCACCACCUGUUGAGCCUCCUACUGCUGAGCCACAGAAAUCACGGAGCCCAGCAGUAUCAUCGCCCCUCCCGCAGCCUCCGCAGCCCCCGCUGCCUCGUGGCAGUGUGGUAGAGGCGGCCUACUACCAGAACUCUCAGCCAGCGCCACAGAAACCCAAGAGUCUCACCAAACUUCCAAUGCCGCCUAAUACACAGGUCGAAGACCUGAAGACUUUAGUGAACGAGAGCCCUCUAAGCACGCCUUCUCCAUCUCCCGUCAAGAAACCUGAGAAACCCAAGCGCACUGGCAUCAUGAACCUACCGAUGCCACCUGUGAUUCCGGGAUCGGAGGAAUUGUCAGGCGACGAGCUCGACGGGGGCACGCCGCCGCCCGCCUCGCGCCGCGACCAGUACUCGCAUGUCUUCAGUAACAGGAAGCAUGCUAGGGAUAAUUCUGGUUCGAAGUUAAAGAGGCCGCGCAUCCUGAAACGCCGCGGGUCCAAGGUGGUGCCCGUGGCAACACCUACGCAUCACGCGAAGGACUGGGGCGAGAAGUGCGUCGAUGGCUUCCAGGUUAUCACCCAAAUCGGCGAAGGCACGUACGGCCAGGUGUAUAAAGCACGAGAUAAAAACACAGGACAGCUUGUUGCGCUCAAGAAGGUGCGCCUUGAGAACGAGAAAGAAGGGUUCCCCAUCACAGCUGUGCGGGAGAUCAAGAUAUUGCGCCAACUAAACCAUAAGAACAUCGUUAAUUUACGGGAAAUUGUCACUGAUAAACAGGAUGCUAUGGAUUUCAGGAAGGACAAGGGCUCAUUCUACCUAGUAUUCGAGUACAUGGACCACGACUUGAUGGGUUUACUGGAGUCCAAAAUGGUGGACUUCACCGAGUCUCACAACGCGUCUAUAAUGCGUCAACUACUAGACGGGCUGGCAUACUGCCAUAGGAAGAACUUCUUGCAUCGGGACAUCAAGUGCAGCAACAUACUGAUGAACAAUAAGGGUGAGGUGAAACUGGGCGACUUCGGUCUGGCGCGGCUAUGGUCCGCAGAGGACCGGGCGCGGCCUUACACUAACAAAGUGAUCACGCUCUGGUACCGCCCGCCCGAGCUACUUCUGGGCGAGGAGAGAUAUGGGCCCGCGGUGGAUGUAUGGUCCAUGGGAUGCAUACUCGGGGAACUCUUCCUCAAACACCCACUGUUCCAGGCCAAUAUGGAGAUGAUGCAGCUGGAGAUGAUAUCCCGGGUGUGCGGGACCCCAGUGCCCGGAGUAUGGCCCAACGUAGUGAACCUGCCCCUAUGGCACACGCUGCGGCCAAAGAAGUUCCACAAGCGAUGCGUGCGGGAACACUUCGCCUUCAUGCCCCCGCAGGCACUCAUCCUACUUGACAGGAUGCUAGAGUUGGACCCCGACAAGAGGAUCACCGCCGAGGAUGCUCUGAAAAGCCCCUGGUUGAAGAAUGUGGUGCCAGAGCAGAUGCCCGCGCCCGAGCUUCCUACUUGGCAGGACUGCCACGAGCUGUGGUCCAAGCAACGCCGGCGGCAACAACGAGAGCAAGACCACACCCAAGGCAAGAAGCCUUACGGCUACUCAGAAGACAAAGACCAACCUAAAAAUGACAACCAAGACUACAAAAGUGAGCCUUAUAAAUCUGAAAGUGGUUUCAAGCCUACCGAGCCCGCGCAAGAGGCUGUGGGACAAGUGAAAUAGUACAGACUACAUUGUAAAAGAUACUUUCGUAAAAGAAAGAAACGGUGCUUAUAUUAGACCAAUUGACUAUGUGAUCUAGUUUAACUUGUUGCCUGUGGAGUGUCGUGACGAUGUGUGGGUUCCGUGCAAGUGCGGUAAUGUGCCUAGUCUAAUAUUUAGCUUCAAUCUCAUGUACGAUUAGCUCGUAAGGUGAAGGCUGUGUUCUUCAAGAAACUUUAGCACUAUGCUAUGCUUCUUGCACAAUUUACGAAUAUUCAGUACAAAAUUUAACAACCACAUCUCUGACCUUCUAAUGUGGGAUUUCAGAGUGGUUAAUCUGAAUAGACUUUAAUUAGUAUAUCAUUAUUAAAUUGAAUCUUAUCAAAAUUGAAUUUAGCCAAGUUUGUGAAGGUGCGGAACCCUGUGUAGCAAUUUAAUUUAUUGCGUUGUGUGUAACGCGUACCAAAACGUAUGAUAUAUGUAGUAACCAAAGUAUCGCAUAGCGCUAGUUACCUCGGACGGAUGUCAGGCGUCCUGUGCAUAUGUUUGUAAAUAAUGUAAACUAGAAUAAUUUUAAAUAAGAACAGUUAAUUUUAUUUCAAUUUUAGCAAAACAUUUUGUUUUAUUUUUGUUAAGAAUCCUUGUGAGUGUAGCAAUAAUGUUUGACGGUUGGCAACACUACUUUAUUUCUCUAAUUAUGAAACUGGUAAACUCACAGUUCCCUGCCAAACCGGAUGAAGCACUAGGUGCCUUAAUACAGCAGAGUACAAAGUGAUCUCUUAUAAACAUUCUUCUUGCCAAUGUUUCUCCCCUAUCUGGUUGGCAGUUUGUUCCCUUAAACCAUAAGGUUGCCAGGAAAAUAUAACCGAAUUCGUGUUGCCAAAAUUAAAUGCAGGAUAAAGUUAAUUAUCCCUACUUCCACUAUGUAAGACCAUGUGCGCCUUAUAUAAAUCAGAAAAAGUCCAAUAGAAACUGCCAUUUAGCGUAAAUAUUGGGAAACACCUACUGUUUGAAUAGCGAAAUACAAUAUUGAAUAUAGUAGAGAUUUGAUACAGCUGACACUUAAUUUAUGGAUAUUUGAAUCUAUAAAUAAAGUAACGAGAAUUUGCUAUUGCAAUAUGUAUGCAUUACUUAUAUUCAGUAUAAUAUACAGGGUCGAAGGGACAACGUGGCUUUAAACUCAAGUUUUUAAAUUCUAUAGGAUUCUGAAUUCCUCAGUUCUUAUAAUCAAGUUGCUUUUUAGGAAAAUCAUACAUUCUAAAUAAUAUAUAUUUAUAUACCUACCUAUAUCAAAAUAACUUUAAUAGAAUUUGCGAUUAUAGUCCUACUAGAGAUGCAUCAUAUCUAAGAUAGAAAGAGAUAAAUAAGUGGAAUAAAGGUGUAGAGUGAAUGAAAUAUUUAAUUAUUACAAUAAAAGGGCUUGUAGAAGCUGUAAUUGUAUAGGGACACUAGUCCACGAUGUUUCAUGUAUCCUUCAUUUGAAUUAAAUAAUGUUAUGAUUUCUGAUAGACAAAAGUAUUUCCUAAGGACUUACCUCUGUGCAGGUUUCGAUAUUUGUCAUAGUUUUUAUACUUUUCAAUAUACUAAGAGCUGAAAAUAGUGAAGUGAUUAGCGUAUCGCUAUCUCUGUCAUUCUUGUUUGCUAGUCGCAUUCUCUUACAAAUUAAUCGUGUCCAGCAAGUUAAUGUUCUAUGUUCUUCAAAAUAUGGCACUUUGGGUGUUGACUUUUUAAAUAUAAGACGUUAUAAGACGGGAGUCGUGUGAUUGUGUAUAUAAUGGAAUUGAGUUGUUUUCAUGUUUCGCGUAAUUUUAUAUAUUUAAUGUUAGGUUCUUGUUGGGUCUCGAUCUUGUAGGUGAUUUUGGGCGAUAUGGAUAAUGUGGUAGUAUAACAAAAAACUCAAUGGAAAUGACAAGUGUUAUGAACAA
Molecule: messenger RNA, 5536 nt
Organism: Spodoptera exigua (beet armyworm)
Lineage: Eukaryota; Metazoa; Arthropoda; Insecta; Lepidoptera; Noctuidae
Source: the annotation of a GenBank genome assembly